Molecule: messenger RNA, 1453 nt
Organism: Podarcis muralis (Common wall lizard)
Lineage: Eukaryota; Metazoa; Chordata; Lepidosauria; Squamata; Lacertidae
Gene: ANKRD9
Product: ankyrin repeat domain 9
Molecular function (GO): protein binding
Source: RefSeq, a predicted model, not a curated record
UGGCUGCUGCUGCUGCUGCUGCUGCGCGGUGCUGCCUCUCCUGCGCUCCGGGAAGGGAAGCGGCGAUCCAGCUCUGUGCAAGCAGCGGCGGCAGCGAGCGGAGGAGAGCGGGGAGGAGAGCGCAGGCCGCGGAGGAGCUGGCGGAGGGCCGGGCUGAGCUGCGUGCGGUUGCCGAGGGCGGAGAGCAGGAGCGAGAGGCGCAGCUCAUUCAUUGCAGCAGCAGCAGGAAGCCGGCUCGGCUGCAAGGAGCCGGCAAGCGGCGUCGGCGCCCACGCGCAUUUUCCCCGCUCCAAGUCCGAGGCGGCAUCAUCGCCGACAGCGGAGGAGAGCGUUCUCACCUCUCUUGGGCCUUCAUGAAGAAACGGCUUGGUAGACCAUUGGGAAGCCACCUUCCUUGACGCGCCACCCCAGCGAUGCCCUGGAACAUCAAAUGGCUGGGCAGCUACAGCAGCCACAGCUCCCAGUCCCAGAAGCAGUGCAAGAAGUCCUCCUUUGCCUUCUACCAAGCGGUGAGGGACCAGCUGCCCGUGUGGCUGUUGGAGGACAUGAGGCGCAUGGAGGCCUUCCACUGGCAGGAAGGGGGCAAAGUCAGCACCUACUCCCCUUCCGAGGCCCUCCUCUACGCCCUGGUGCAUAACCACCAGCCUUACGCCCGCUACCUGCUGAGCAACUUCCCUCAGAGUGCCCUGGCUAUCCCCAGCCUUCACUUCAGCUGCUGCCAUUCCUCCGCUCCUCACUUGGCCAUGGCUGUGCGCUACAACCGUGUCCACAUCCUUCUGGAGAUCCUGAAGGCCAUCAGAGACUUCCCGGCGAGCGACCGGGCCAGCUAUUUGGACCGCAGAGGGUGCAGCCGAGUGGAAGGAGGCAAGACUGCCCUCCAUGUGGCUUGCGAGCUGGUGAGGCCUGAGUGUUUGCUCCUGCUGCUGGGCCACGGGGCCUCACCCUGCCUUGUUGACUGCAUGGGGAACACGCCCUUGGACCUCCUCCUGCAGCAGAUCUGGGAGAGCCCGGCCUCGAACCUGCGCACCAAGCUGCUUCUCCUGGACUCCCUGUUCCUCUUUGUGCCUCAGGGCUCCCACUGUGCCAUGAAGGAGCAGCUGCUGCAGGACUCUGAGCAAUGGCAGGACCUGCUGGGGAAGCCCAGGUUCCAGUGGCUGGCGGGCUUAGCGCCUCCCUCCCUCUUUGUGAGUUCCAUGCAAGUCUUAAUCGGGACCAUUACGCCAGAUCAGUUCCCAGAGGCGCUGGACGACCUGCCUUUGCCACACUUCCUGAAGCCCUUGGACCUGAAACUGAAGAGUUAAGAACUUUCCCCCCGGGAUGUCCUUCCUUCGCAGUUCCCGCUUGCGUGAUGAAAAUAGGGCUCUCGGCUCUUGCGCGGAGAGCCGGUGUGUUUAAUAUAAAAACUGUGGGAGCGGGAGAAGCAUUUGUUUUCAUUAGAAUUUGUUUUUUUAAA